Messenger RNA from Papaver somniferum (opium poppy), 5081 nucleotides. RefSeq lists its product as uncharacterized. Bases 475 to 4818 code for a protein of 1447 amino acids. The transcript is spliced from 22 exons. NCBI's taxonomy places the organism in Eukaryota, Viridiplantae, Streptophyta, Magnoliopsida, Ranunculales, Papaveraceae. The record is from RefSeq and is a predicted model, not a curated record.
CUCUACAUGUAUGGCUAAUGGCUCAAAACUAUUAACACCUGUUCACGCAACCAACUCAACCAUAACCCCCCUGAUUAUACACUUUCCCCCCUUUCCUUGUCUCUUCCUCUUCCUCUUUCACUUUUUCUUUCGAAUAAAAAAACCUCUCACAAAAGAAUCAAUUAAUCCAAAGUUCAGAUUUUUAGCUUUAUUUUUGGGUUAUUCUCAUUAAUUCCGGAUUGGAUUUUUGUUAUUGAGCUGAAAUGAUUUAGAUUUUUUAUCAAUAUCCCCAAUUUGGAGAUUUCUAAAGAAAAAAAUAUUUCAUUUAUUUGUUGUUGUUGUUGAAGUUAAUCUGAUUUUUUAGGGUUAGGGUUAGUGAUUAAAUGCUAUUUUGAAGAGGGGUUUUUGUAGUAGUAGUGUUGUGCAUAUGGAAAUCUAUUGAAAAAAAAAAUCAAGUUUUUGUUUUGAUUGGGUGAUGAAAUUCUGCAUGUGUAAAUGGCAAGGAUUAAUACUCACCACAACCAGGUUGUUUCAAUCUCUAACACUUACAAAAUCAUCAUACUCAUUAUCAACUUUACAUUUUAUUCACAAGUUGAUGGUUCAAAAGACGAUUUUUCGAUUACUAAUUUCGAUUCGUUUGUUCAUGAUUAUGCACCACCAACACCUCCAUUACCACCACCAACACCACUUCCUCCGUCAUUAUCAUGUGAGGAAGAUUUAAAAGGAGUUGGUUCAUUAAACACUACAUGUCAACUUAAUACUAAUUUACAGUUUCAGAAUGAUGUAAAUAUAGAAGGGACAGGGAAUUUGGAAAUCCUUCCCGGUGUUUCGAUUAGUUGUCUAACAAAUGGAUGCAGAAUUUAUAUCAAUGUGUCUAGGGAAUUUAGUUUAGGUCAAAAUUCGUUGAUUAUGGCUGGAACGUUUGUUCUCAGUGCAGCAAAUGCAAAUAUAUGUAAUGGGUCAUUGAUAAACACAGUGGGUUUAGCGGGAAAACCACCUCCACAAACUAGUGGUACACCACAGGGACUUGCAGGUGCAGGUGGUGGUCAUGGUGGAAGAGGUGCUUCAUGUUUAACUGAUACGACCAAAAUUCAAGAGGAUGUCUGGGGAGGUGAUACUUAUGGUUGGUCUGCAUUAGAUAAACCGUGGAGUUAUGGUAGUAAAGGUGGGACAACUAGCAGAGAGACGGAUUUUGGUGGUGAUGGCGGUGGGCGGAUUGAAAUUGUGGUAAAAGAGUUUCUUGAGGUUAAUGGGAGUAUUUUAGCUAAAGGAGGUGAUGGUGGUCAUCAAGGCGGAGGAGGAUCCGGAGGCAGCAUUAAGAUUCUGGCUCAUAAAAUGAUGGGAAAUGGCAGGAUAAGUGCCUCUGGGGGUAAUGGUUUGGCUGGAGGCGGUGGUGGCAGGGUUGCUGUUAAUGUUUACAGCAGACACAAUGAGCCAGAAAUAUUGGUCCAUGGAGGAAGAAGCUAUGGUUGCCCAGAAAAUUCUGGUGCUGCUGGUACACUCUAUGAUGCUGUUCUCCAAAGCCUUUUUAUUUGCAAUCACAACAUGUCAACUCAAACGGAUACACUUCUUCUCGAGUUCCCUAAUCAGCCACGUUGGAGAAAUGUCUAUGUUCAUGACCAUGCUAGGGCUGCUGUUCCUUUGCUUUGGAGUCGUGUUCAGAUCCGUGGGCAGCUUAGUAUAUUACGAGGUGGAGUGUUGGUCUUUGGAUUAGCGCAUUAUUCAUAUUCGGAGUUUGAACUCGUGGCAGAUGAACUUCUGAUGAGUAACUCUAAGAUCGAGGUUUUUGGUGCUCUGCGCAUGUCUGUAAAAGUGCUCCUGAUGUGGAAGUCAGAAAUGCUCAUUGAUGGUGGUGGAGAUGCGGCGGUUGCAACAUCAAUGCUCGAAGCUAGCAACUUGCUUGUUCUCAGGAACUCAUCUGUGAUACACUCCAAUGCAAAUCUGGGAGUUCAUGGGCAAGGUUUACUAAAUUUAACUGGACCUGGAGAUCUGAUUGAAGCACAGCGUCUUAUUAUCUCUCUGUUUUAUAGCAUCAAUCUUGGGCCAGGAUCUGUUUUACAGGGGCCUUUAGAGAAUGCAACUGCUAAUGACAUCACACCAAGACUCUAUUGUGGAAGCCAAGAUUGCCCAGUAGAAUUACUUCAUCCACCCGAAGAUUGCAAUGUGAACUCUUCAUUGCCAUUCACUCUUCAGAUCUGCCGCGUUGAAGACUUGUCUGUUGAAGGCCUCGUAAAAGGAAGUGUUAUUCAUGUUCACUGGGUGAGAGCUGUAGUUGUCCAACCUUCCGGAGCAAUAAGUGCAUCUGGAAUGGGUUGCACAGGAGGUGUGGGUCGAGGAGAUGUUUUGAGCAACGGAGUUAGUGGUGGUGGUGGUCAUGGUGGUAAAGGCGGGGAUGGAUAUUCUGAUGGUACUUUUGCUACCGGCGGUGUUGCUUAUGGAAAUGCUGAUUUGCCUUGUGAACUUGGUAGUGGAAGUGGGAAUGCUAGCCUCAAUGGCACCACUAGUGGCGGUGGUAUCAUUGUUAUGGGCUCAUUGUCGCAUUCAUUGUCAAGUUUGUCUGUUUAUGGCUCGCUGAGAGCUGAUGGAGAAAGUUCUGGCCAAAAUAACCGAAACCAAGAUUAUGGGAAUGUAAGCUGUUCAAAUAGAGGUCUCGGAGGUGGUUCUGGCGGAACUGUUUUAUUGUUUUUGCAUACACUCGCACUCAAUGAUGAUGCCGUACUUUCGAGUGUUGGGGGACAUGGUAGUUGUGAUGGUGGUGGGGGUGGAGGUGGUGGAAGGGUUCAUUUUCAUUGGUCUGACAUUCCCGCUGGAGAUGAAUAUCAGCCGCUAGCAAGUAUCAGUGGAAGAAUUCAAACUAAUGGAGGAUCGGGUAGAGAUAAUGGUCUUGAUGGGGAAAGUGGGACUGUAACAGGAAAAGCUUGUCCAAAAGGGCUCUUCGGGUCUUUUUGUGAGGCAUGCCCCACUGGCACCUAUAAGAAUGUCAGCGGAUCUGAUAAAUCCCUUUGUCGUCAAUGCCCUCCUUUUGAGCUUCCACAUCGUGCCCUAUACAUAACUGUGCGAGGUGGUGUUGCUGAAACUCCUUGUCCUUACAAAUGUGUUUCUGAUAGAUAUCAUAUGCCAAAUUGUUAUACAUCUGUUGAAGAAUUGAUAUAUACUUUUGGAGGGCCAUGGUUAUUUGGUCUUCUUCUCAUGGGUCUCCUCAUUCUGCUAGCUCUAGUGCUUAGUGUUGCACGUUUGAAAUUCUUUGGCGCUGAUGAACUACCUGGCCCAGCUCCCACUCAACAUGGCUCCCAAAUAGACCAUUCUUUCCCUUUUCUCGAGUCUCUGAAUGAGGUUCUGGAAACUAAUAGAGCUGAAGAGUCUCAGAGCCAUGUCCAUAGAAUUUACUUCAUGGGGCCUAAUACAUUUGGUGAACCAUGGCAUCUCCCUCAUUCCCCCCCUGAACAAAUAAAAGAUAUCGUAUAUGAGGAUGCAUUCAAUCGAUUUGUCGAUGAAAUCAAUGCGUUGGCUUCUUAUCAAUGGUGGGAAGGAUCUGUCCAUAGUAUACUCUCUGUUCUUGCUUAUCCACUGGCAUGGACAUGGCAAGAGUGGUGCCGUAAAAAGAAAUUUCAGUUAUUGCGUGAAUUUGUUCGAUCAGAAUAUGACCAUUCUUGCUUGCGUUCAUGUCGGUCACGUGCUCUCUAUGAAGGACUUAAGAUGGCUGCAACUUCUGAUUUAAUUCUAGCAUAUGUGGAUUUCUUUCUCGGUGGCGAUGAAAAGAGGUCUGAUCUUCCUCCUCGUCUCCAGGAAAGGUUUCCCAUGUGUUUAGCUUUUGGAGGGGAUGGAAGUUACAUGUCUCCAUUUUCACUUCAUAGUGAUAAUGUUCUCACUAGCCUUAUGAGUCAGGUGGUCCCACCAACCAUUUGGUAUCGACUCAUUGCUGGAUUGAAUGCACAUUUGAGACUAGUUCGCCGUGGAAACCUAAGAGUGUCAUUUGUGCCUAUUCUCAGUUGGAUCGAGAAUUAUGCAAAUCCUGCUCUGACCAUUCGUGGUCUACGUGUUGAUCUUGCCUGGUUUCAAGUAACAGCGUGUGGAUAUUGCCAGUAUGGACUUGUGGUAUAUGCUGUUGAAGAAGAAUUGGAUCCUCCUCCAUCUGUUGAAAGUGUCUAUACAGCCUCAAGAAAUGAUCUAACAUCGCGUGUUCACCUUAUUCAAAGAGACAAUUCACUAAACCAUUUGAGAAGCAGCAAACAUAUUUCAAUUGGUGAAAGGAUAUCUGGAGGAAUUUUGGAUACGUUAAGUUUAAGAAUGAUUGAAGAUAAGAAAGAUAUAUUCUAUCCAUUAUCUUUGAUACUUCAUAACACCAAACCUGUUCGUCACCAGGAUCUUGUUGGUUUGGUGAUCUCGAUACUACUGUUAGCAGAUUUUAGCUUAGUGUUGCUGACUUUGCUCCAGUUAUAUUCUAUUUCAUUCCUGGACUUGUUCCUAGUUUUAUCUAUUCUUCCUGUUGGUAUACUAUUCCCAUUCCCGGCUGGAAUCAAUGCUCUAUUUAGCCAUGGACCUAGGAAGUCAGCUGGUCAUGCACGUGUAUAUGCUUUGUGGAACAUUACAUCGUUGAUCAAUGUUAUGGUGGCUUUCUUUUGUGGAUAUAUCCAUUACAAGAACCAAUCAACAUCUAGUCAUCCAGACUUCCAGCCCUGGAAUUUCAACAUGGAUGAAAGUGGAUGGUGGAUGUUUCCAACUGGACUUAUACUGUGUAAAUGUGUUCAGGCACGAUUAAUCAAUUGGCACGUCGCUAACUUAGAAAUUCAAGACCGCUCAUUGUAUAGUAAUGACCCAACUCUCUUUUGGCGUUCAUGACGACAUACUACUGCACGUUCAUCAAUCAGAGAUAUGCUCUGCUCGAUUUGCUCACUAAUUUUUGGCUUUCUUUCUUUGUUGUUGUUGUACCUCCCCAAAAAGUCUUUGAGCGAGAGAGGGGUUGAAAUGUAUUAGCAAAGAUAUAGUGUACUAAUUGUACAAGAUAUCGUUUUAUCGUGCACAUUUUGUUGUAGUGUAAAGACUAACUAUAGAAAGUGUAAGCUUUGCCUUCUUUGUUAAAUCUAUAGUUUUUUGCUCUUUUA